AUGACGUGCUUCGUCACCUUACUGUUGCUUUCAACACUGCUUGUUGAAGGAGUGAAAUACACGAUCACUAAAACUGGAGGUGAGACAAUUCGCCAAAAUGCCAAAAAAAUCACAAGUGUGAGAGGCGCCAAAAAAAUAGUGAUCGAAGACGAGUUUGAAGUUUUUGAAAAAAACGUCCUGGAAAUUACCGAAAAAACUCCGAUUUUUCUAAUGGACCAGAACUACAGUUUGAGGAAAAUCAAAAGUGGGGUUUUCACUAACCAGGAAAUCACCGAAACUAUUGUGAUAACCAACAGCCAAUUGAAAGUGGUAGAGAGUGGCACUUUCGUGAACUUGAAAAUUUUCGAACUUGUGCUCAAGCAAAACCAAAUCACGCAUUUGGAAAAGCAGGCAAUCGUGGGUUUGGUUAACUUGGAAGUUAUUAAUUUGGCAAACAACCACAUUGUUGAGUUUUUUGCCGAUUCGAUCGUCUCCUCACCGGCUGUGUUUCUGGACUUGGCGUUCAAUCGCUUGAAAAAGUUGGGUCCGAAUUGGUUCAGUUUCAUGAACAGUGAAAAAGCGGUCACUAUUCUGUUGGAUAACAACAGAAUUGGGGAAAUACAUGUUUUGAGUUUCGAGGACGUUAUGUUGGACACACUUAACUUGCGGAGGAACAAAAUAGGGGAAUUACCGAGUCGCUUUUUUCGCGGUAAUUUGGCCAGGAUUUAUAUGCAGGACAAUAGUUUGGAAAAUCUACCGGAGGGUUUCUUCAAGUUGAGUCACUUAAUUCUUGGGGUUUUUACGGGAAAUCCUCUCGAUUGCCACACGCAGACGAGGUUGAAGCGAAUGGGAGAAGAGACACGGGCUCAAAUAAUUUUUGAACACAACUGUUAA
This is a messenger RNA of Tribolium castaneum (red flour beetle), 873 nucleotides long. RefSeq names its product carboxypeptidase N subunit 2. Gene Ontology annotation, biological process: sensory perception of taste; phospholipase C-activating G protein-coupled receptor signaling pathway. Bases 1 to 873 code for a protein of 290 amino acids. The transcript has a single exon. Gene Ontology annotation, molecular function: G-protein beta-subunit binding. Lineage: Eukaryota; Metazoa; Arthropoda; Insecta; Coleoptera; Tenebrionidae. Gene Ontology annotation, cellular component: heterotrimeric G-protein complex. The record is from RefSeq and is a predicted model, not a curated record.